AUGGAUGAAAUCACUUUGGAGGAUGAGUGCAUCCCCGGCACAAGCGACACGUACGAUGGCGAAGAGUUCGCCAACGAGGAGACAGCAGACUACAUGGAGGAACUCUCUGGAACUCAAGAGGAGAACGAGCGACAACGACGUCAAGAUUGCGACAUGCAGCAUCCAGAUGGGCUUCACACAGCUGACAUCAUUGAAGACUCUUUUCAUCCUGCGCAGCGGGAGCCAAGGCCCCCUCAUAUGAAAGCAGAAGAUGAGACAGAGACAGCCCACAUUAAAGAAGAAGAUCAUGAAGACGAAAUUACAACAUUUCCAUUGACUGUCAUUGUGAAGCGUGAAGAAGGUGAUGGAGACCAAAGCGAAGGAUCCCAGGCAGACUGUCUUUUUUCUCCACUGUCAGAAAGCAAUGACAUCACCUCACAAUCUUCCAAUGACGAUGAACACUCUGAAGGUGAUAUGACAUGUCAUGCUGACAACGAAGGUGUGAAACAUCCUCAUUGUGACAAAAGUUUGGCCCAUGAGGGAUCAUUCACUCGGAAGUUUGAUUUGACCAGACACACGAGAGCACACACUGGAGAAAGACCUUUUGCCUGCUCAGUUUGCAGUAAAACAUUUCGUGACAAAAAAAUUUUAAAAUUUCACACGAGGACAUCAGCUUUAACAAAGCACACCGUCAUACACACUGGUGAAAAACCUUUUACCUGCUCGGUUUGUGGUAAAAGAUUCUCAAAAAAGUCCAAUUUAAAAUGCCACACGAGAACACACACUGGAGAUAAACCAUAUGUCUGCUCAAGAUUCAGCGAACAGGGAAAUUUAACGCAACACUCAAGAACCCACACUGGGGAGAAAGCAUUUGGCUGCUCAGUUUGCGAUAGAAAAUUCUUAAGAAAAGAUGAGCUUCAAAGGCAUGCAAGAACACAUAGUGGUGAAAAACCUUUUGCAUGCUCACUUUGUGACAUCAGUGAAGAAUAUUUUCCUCCUAAACAGCAGGAGCCGGAGCCCCCUCAUUUUAAAGUAGAAGAAGAGUCUAGGACUGGCCACAUAAAAAAAGAAGAAGUAGAGCCAGAAACCAGCCACAUUAAAGAAGAAGAUCAAGAGGACAAAGUCACCACCUUUCCUUUGACUGUUAUUGUAAAGAGUGAAGAAUGUGAAGACAACUGCGAAGCAUCAAAUGCAGAUGACCUCUUAGCUCCUCUGUCAGAUGCUGAUGAUAUCACCUCACAUUCUUCUGACACUGAUGAUGAUGAUGAACACUCCAAAGUUUGCGGUAAAAGAUUCUCGCAAAAGUCAAAUUUAAAAUAUCACACGAGAAUACACACGGGAGAUAAACCUUUUGUCUGCUUGAUUUUAUGUGGAAAAAGUUUCUCUUUGAAGCAAUAUUUAACAAAACAUGCAAAAACACACAGCGGAGAGAAAAAAAAGUCCUGCUUGAGAAGCCGGGAGUGGCCGCCUACCUCGGCCGAUGCUCUUGUCUACGGUUCUCGAUUGUGUUGA
Molecule: messenger RNA, 1491 nt
Organism: Nerophis lumbriciformis (worm pipefish)
Lineage: Eukaryota; Metazoa; Chordata; Actinopteri; Syngnathiformes; Syngnathidae
Source: RefSeq, a predicted model, not a curated record